AAUGUGUUGCUGGUCAAAGCACAGCAGGUUAGGCAGCAUCUCAGGAAUAGAGAAUUCGACGUUUCGAGCAUAAGCCCUUCAUCAGGAAUAAGAGAGAGAGAGCCAAGCCGGCUGAGAUAAAAGAGCACGAUGGCUUCAAGAACAGCCAUCGCAUUUGUGGAUACUGAUAACAUGCUGAAGUUUUUUGGUGAGAAACUGAAUGAUCUUAUUGAAGACUUUAAAGCAAAUGAAGUAUGGUUAAAAGAAAUCCAGGAGGAAGCCACAAAGAUGUUUAUCUGUGACUUUAAUGGAGAGCCAGAGUUGAUGCCAAAAACCCCUUCAGAAAGAAAACUGCUUAGAAAGCGUCUAUCUGUAAUUCAGGAUUCAAAUUAUAGGUAAGGGUUUUCUAGAAGCCGAAGAAGUUUAAGACGUUCUUCAGUUCGGCGGCCGAAACUCUUAAACAGAAUCUUUGUGGAAAAUAAUGGUAACUAUAAGAGCAGAACUGAGCAAGCCUGUCCUGUUCAUCUCUCACAAUCAGAGUCACCUUCAAGAGCAACAAUGGCCAAUCUAGAAACUGAACAACACAAUAUUGUCCCAGUUAAUAGAGUUCCAUUGAUUGAAUUGUCGCUGAAUGACUGCAAGCCUCCAGAAUUGCAGACGAAUCAUGUGGCCAACUUAGCUCAAUCUUUUCAGAUUUCUGAAGAUGUGAACUUGUUUCAAGAAACCGUUAAAGCAAAACAACCUGAGUGUGAAACUAUUUUGGAAACUGCAGUGAACCCCAGCAGCUCAAAUCCUGAAGCAAUGAAGCUGAAAAUUGAUGUUACUGCUAAAGUAAAUCCACUUACUGGAGACACCCAUUUAGCUAACUGGGAGUUAAGCGAUACCCCCAUUGCAGAUGGGGGUUCCAACUCUGGGGAAGUUGAAAAUGAGCUUGUUCGCAACCAUAAUCGCAGAUCGGUACGGAAAAGCAUUAGCAGUCGCCGGUCCAGCUGCUUCAGAUUGAUGGAUAAACUUUCACUGAAUGUUCAACGGACUACCGUGGUGCAGGAAUCCAGCAGAAAAUCUUCGCACAAAUCAAUUGCCUGGAGAAAAAAUAUGCAGGAGUCCUCUACUUCCAGUUAUCAUAACUCUAUUCAGAAAUUGAAGAAAAAUAUGGAAGAAGAAUGGCUAAUAAAUGGAGCACAAAACAUUGCCUCUUGUGCACCUUCAAAAGUGAUGGAAAUAAAUAUAAAAGUUCUAGAGCUGGCCACAUCAUGCCUUUUGCUGCAAGGGUAUCAUGGUUUAAGGAGGAAGUCUAGCACCAUUAUCUUGGGACAACUACUGAUGGAACUAUCUAUAUUCUUGCAUCUCAGAAUUGCAGCUGCUGGUCCUGAAAAGCAAGGUCCUCGAUGCACUAGAAAUGCCGCAAAAAUUGUGAAGGCCGACCUUGAGAAUGUGUCUCGGCUGCAAGCUUGUAGAAAUUCACCCAAGUUUCAGGGAAAAGAUAGCAGCAAUUCUGAUGAACUGAAUUCUGACAAUCAGAGGCUUGGGCAAGGCGCUGAAAAUGUGCAUAAUCAUGCUGGGGUGUUGAAUUGUGACGAUUCUCUGCCAAGAAAGAAGACUGCUUCCCCAUCUUGUCCUCCAAGUAAGGAAAAGGAGAAGAUCUGCCUGAAAAAUCUGAAGAAAGAAGUGAGAAUACAGAGACGAGAGGAAGAAAAGAAACGCCAAUUGGAAGAACUUAAAAAAAGGAGGCAUCUGAGAUGUGUUUUGGAAACUCGUUCCCGAGUUGAUCAACAAGAGGAGAAAAAGAGAAAAGCUGAGCAAAAGAAUUCUCAGAUUGAUGAAAAGGUACACCAGAUGCAUGAGAAAUGUCUUGCUGAAGAAAGAGCCAAGAAGAAAGCCCCUCCGAGGAAGGAAGAGGCAAAAUCCCGAAGGCCACAGGAAGAAGCUCAAAAACAGAAACUUCAGGUGGAAGAGAAACACCAAGAGCUGCUGCAACAGAAGGAGGAGAAGCAACACAAAAUGGCAGAAGCUAGAAAGCUUCAAGAGCAGCAACCAGCUGAGCUGGAGAAGGCCAAACUGCAUGAGUUGCAACUGACUACAGAUAGGCAGUGGGAAAGGGAGAGGGAGCAAGAGCACACCCAGACAGACAAAGAGUGUGAACAUCUAGAGAAAGACAAAGCCAUGCAGCAAAAGCUGGAGCAAACCACACCAGAGGAUGCUGCCCUGCUGGCUGAACAAGAACUCGGACAGCUUCAUGAAGCAACCCAAGACACACAAAGCAAGCUGGAAGAACAGCAAUUGGAAGAGCUGGGAAGUCUGACUUUAGCAAAUGAGGAAACAAGUCUAAAAUUGGAACCAAAGCAGCAAGAAAAUGAGAGUAGACUUUGUGAAGAUCAAAGAAAAUGCAAGGAAGAAAAGAACCUGAAAGUGAAGGAAGAGGUCUCCAACAAAAAUAUACUGAAUGUAACUAUAGAUGUCCAUGUGACGGUACUGGAGUCUUACACUAUGACUCCUAAUGGCUACUCAAAAAUUAAAUUGUCUAAAGUCGAUCUGGAAACUUACGGGAUGGAUUUACAAAGUGAUGAUUCAACAGAUGAUGAGGGAGCACCACGUAAACCUAUCCCUACUUGGGCUAAUGGUACCCAAUUGCAGCAAGCGCUCGUAAAGCAGUAUUAUCACCCACUUGAUUUAGACAAAUUCUUCGGUGUCAUUCAACCCCCAAAUCUUGAGAACAUCUUCGGUAAAAGCAAGCCACGUUAUCUGAAACGCACGAGUUCUGCAGUGUGGCAUUCGCCACCAGCAUCAAACAGUAUAAGGAACGUACCCUAUGGUUUUAUGAAAUACUGA
Molecule: messenger RNA, 2808 nt
Organism: Hemiscyllium ocellatum (epaulette shark)
Lineage: Eukaryota; Metazoa; Chordata; Chondrichthyes; Orectolobiformes; Hemiscylliidae
Product: inner centromere protein-like
Exons: 17
Biological process (GO): meiotic spindle midzone assembly; mitotic cytokinesis; positive regulation of protein serine/threonine kinase activity
Cellular component (GO): nucleus; chromosome passenger complex; midbody
Molecular function (GO): protein serine/threonine kinase activator activity
Source: RefSeq, a predicted model, not a curated record